Fonsecaea nubica is the source of this 1521-nucleotide messenger RNA. RefSeq lists its product as hypothetical. The coding region runs from base 1 to 1521 and encodes 506 amino acids. The record is from RefSeq and is a predicted model, not a curated record. Lineage: Eukaryota; Fungi; Ascomycota; Eurotiomycetes; Chaetothyriales; Herpotrichiellaceae. The transcript is spliced from 2 exons. Gene Ontology annotation, molecular function: alpha-1,3-mannosyltransferase activity; GDP-Man:Man(1)GlcNAc(2)-PP-Dol alpha-1,3-mannosyltransferase activity.
AUGGCUUCCUCACAGAAAGUGACUGGCUCUGUCCAGCCACGAUCGAAGCGCAUUGUCUUCUUCCACCCAGACCUCGGGAUUGGUGGUGCUGAAAGGUUGAUUGUCGAUGCCGCAGUUGGUCUACAAGAGCAGGGAAACAAAGUCACAAUCUUCACAUCACAUUGCGACCCUAACCACUGCUUUGAGGAGGCACGAGAUGGCACCCUCGACGUUCGAGUCCGCGGCGACACCCUCUUUCCUCCUUCUUUCCUGAAUCGCUUUCACAUCCUGCUCGCGACCCUGCGCCAGCUUCAUCUGGUCCUGUCGAUCGCAAUAUGGAGUAAUGAAUUGAGCACACUUCAACCCGAUAUCUUCGUGGUCGACCAGCUCUCUGCCUGCGUUCCAUUGCUGAGAUGGCUAUACCCCCAUCGCCAACGGACCCUGUUCUAUUGCCAUUUCCCAGAUCAGCUGCUCACGGAUCGCCGAGGUUCUGGCCUGCUCGGGCUUGCAAAAGCAAUCUACAGAUUUCCUUUUGACUGGUUCGAAGGCUGGAGCAUGAGUGCAAGCGAUCGGAUAGUCGUCAACUCCGAGUUCACGAAAUCCGUCGCCUCCAGAGUCUGGCCAUCCUUGGCAAAAUCACUGGGUGUCAUAUAUCCCUGCGUCAAUGAUGGAGACAACGGGGCCAGGAAAGAUAUGGAGUCACUGUGGGGCGGUCAAUUCAAGCUGCUGCUCAGCAUAAAUCGAUAUGAACGGAAAAAAGACAUUGGCUUGGCCAUUCGAGCGUAUCAAGAUCUCUCUCCUGCAGCCCGUCGAGGUACCCGCCUGAUCAUAGCCGGGGGCUACGACCAAAGGGUCACUGAAAAUGUGGAAUACCAUAAAGAGCUUGUGGACUUGGCCGAAGGGCUGGGUUUAACCACAGCAACUGCUAAAACAGUACCAACAGCUUUGGGAAUUCCAAGCAGCAUACAAGUCUUGUUCUUGUUGUCUGUGCCGGGGUUCUUCAAGGAGACUCUCCUGGAAAACGCUCGGCUCUUGUUGUACACCCCUCGGAACGAGCACUUUGGGAUCGUACCGGUGGAAGCGAUGCAGCACGGUCUACCUGUUCUGGCGUCAAAUACCGGUGGACCAUUGGAAACCAUUGUCGAAAAUGAGACAGGUUGGUUGCGUGACUCUGCGAAGGUAGAGCAAUGGACUGCCGUGAUCAACAAAGUCCUGCAUGAACUUGACACGGACGAACUCAAGAGGAUGGGUCAGAGCGGGCGACAACGGGUCCGUGAGCACUUUACCAGGAGUCGAAUGGCGGGCAAGUUCAAUGAUGAGAUGACCAAGAUGCUGAAAAACAAGCGCAGCACUUUUCUAGAGAGGAAAGAUAUUGUCCUUGCUAUUUGGCUCACGGCAGCUUUCGCAGCAGCAUUGCUAGCCACUGUCAUCAAAGCGAAGUACGGACGAGGGGACAGGAGGGCAAGUGAAUUCGCCCGCGCCAGGAGAAUGAAUCCGGAGACCGACCCCCAGCUAAAGUUGUUUGCCGGCGCAGGGCAGUAG